This is a messenger RNA of Hibiscus syriacus, 1221 nucleotides long. RefSeq names its product WUSCHEL-related homeobox 13-like. NCBI's taxonomy places the organism in Eukaryota, Viridiplantae, Streptophyta, Magnoliopsida, Malvales, Malvaceae. Gene Ontology annotation, molecular function: DNA binding; DNA-binding transcription factor activity. The transcript is spliced from 3 exons. The record is from RefSeq and is a predicted model, not a curated record. Bases 185 to 934 code for a protein of 249 amino acids.
CUUUUCAAAGUUUUCUCCUUUCUCCUUUCACCUUUUCUUUUUCCUUUUAUUUUUUUUCUUGUUCUUUUGCUUUGGUGAGCACCGAGCAACCACUUGACUUUCCUUUCCUCCAAACAAAGACAUGACAGAGAAAUCAAGAUUGACUUGUUAUGAAACGAGCGAAAAUUAAAAGAAGACCAAAAUCAUGAUAACGGAAUUGGAAGGCCAUCAAGAGAAUCAAACCCAGAGAGAUAUGGUGAAUGUAAAUGUGAACAAUGGUGGAGUGAUGUAUGUCAAAGUGAUGACCGAUGAGCAGUUGGAGACUCUGAGGAGCCAAAUUGCUGUUUAUGCCUCCAUUUGUGAGCAGCUCGUUGAGAUGCAUAAGAACCUCACCGCCCAGCAAGAUCUUGCAGGUGGUAGGCUGGGGAACCUCUAUUGUGACCCUUUGAUGGCAUCUGCUGGGCACAAAAUUACUGCCAGGCAGCGGUGGACGCCGUCCGCUGUGCAGCUUCAGAUUCUGGAACGUAUCUUUGAUCAGGGGACUGGAACUCCGAGCAAGCAAAAGAUCAAAGAGAUAGCCUCGGAACUGAGCCAGCAUGGCCAAAUUUCUGAAAAUAAUGUCUAUAACUGGUUCCAAAACAGACGGGCUCGGUCUAAGAGGAAGCAACUGGGGUCAUCAUCCAACAAUGCUGAAUCAGAACAGGAGACGGAAGUCGAGUCGCCGAAUGAAACGAAGACGACUAAACCUGAGAAUCUUCUCUCUCAGCAGAAUCCUGCACUUAGAGCUCAAGAUCUCUGCUUCCAAAACCCUGAGAUAUCCUCUGAAUUGCAUUUCUUGAGUGUAAUGUCCAAUCCAAAUGCAUACAAUGGAGAUGAACAUAUGUCUGGAAAAAUGGGAAUUCCGGGGACUUACAACAUUUACGACCAGGCUGAAGAUUACGGCAUGGCGGGUUGAGACAUUAGAGUUGGUUGUGCAAACAUGCCAUCCAAGACUCUGGUUUUUGGACCUAUGGAGACGAAAGAAUUUGGUUUAAUCAUGGAACAAUAGCAUGAUUAACAUAGUAGUGAAGCUAAUUACUUAUAGUUUGAACAUGAAACGAGGCAAGUUGAGUUGGAAAUAGAUUUCCUAGUAUGAUUGUGCCACUGUGAUUUGGCUUUGUUUUCUUGGUUGUUUCGUUAAUAGAAGGAACCCCAUGAAUGUUUUGGCGAGUUCUUCGUUGAAAUUAUGACGGUGCUUGAUUU